AUGGUUUUGCAGUCUUGUAUUGAGGCCAACAGCGAGCUGUCUGACAUCAAGGACAACUUGCUGGAUGCAGUGGAUAAAGUCAUCCUGGAGGUGACCCAGUACAGGGAUGGACUCAACUCCUACUCUAGCCUGUGGGUGGAAGACCGCCAAGAGUACAUGAACAUGUUCCUCAAGUACAACCACAGGCCAACCCAGGAGGAGAUCUCACUGGCCGGUGAUGAGGGCAUCCCAGAGUCCCCGCCCUCGUUGAUUCAGUUCAAAGAAAUGGUA
This is a messenger RNA of Lymnaea stagnalis (great pond snail), 270 nucleotides long. The record is from the annotation of a GenBank genome assembly. Lineage: Eukaryota; Metazoa; Mollusca; Gastropoda; Lymnaeidae.